This is a messenger RNA of Salvelinus fontinalis (brook trout), 3049 nucleotides long. It is a transcript of the gene slc22a6l, whose product is annotated as solute carrier family 22 member 6, like. Gene Ontology annotation, molecular function: transmembrane transporter activity. Gene Ontology annotation, cellular component: membrane. The transcript has 11 exons. Lineage: Eukaryota; Metazoa; Chordata; Actinopteri; Salmoniformes; Salmonidae. Gene Ontology annotation, biological process: transmembrane transport. Bases 754 to 2463 code for a protein of 569 amino acids. The record is from RefSeq and is a predicted model, not a curated record.
UCUAAGUGUGUGCCUGUGUGUUCAGUAUGAUGGUGUUGACUCUCCAGUGGACAAGGGAUUAAUGCCACACAGCAAGGACUCUCCUUCUCCCUCAGUGGUCCAUGGAAAGAGUAGUUAAGACCUCGAGCGGUUUAACUGAGCAGGUUAUAAUCCAGAAAGAGUCUAUUUCCUCAGAAAAGCCAUAGAAAUUCCAGAGCAGAUUAACUAACAAUGCGUAGCAAAAGCACUGUUUCUUUUGGCUGUUGUUAAAGGGAACUUUUUAAAUAUAAUGUAACAUAUUGAAGUGAAUGGUCUGAAUGGACUCCAUGGAAUCUUGGUCUCUCUCUGAAAAAAACUCUUGCUGUGAAGGCUGUGUUUGUUCACAGUAGGAUGCUUGCUAAAAUCUGGACUUUUCUUCAACAAAGGCAAGGCUGGUGCAUAACGGAAUCUAUAUAACAGCUUUUGUGUCUCAAGUGAAGUAUUUGAUUUAUUUUGAAGUCAAACCUUUUAGAUGCACUUUGUCCAGAUGUUCUAUAAUGGGAACGAACAGGUAUGUUUACAUCUCUGCUUCCACUGGAUAUUCUUGUCUGAGGUAGGCUACAAGUCUCAUCAAGUGGAGUAAAACAUUUUUUAAACUUGUUUGUUUAACUUGAGUGUUUUUACUCGCUGGCAUUUUUAGACGUGUUACAAAAGAAGUUGAAGAGGAGAAUCACAUUCCUUGCUUCAGCAACUUCUCUUCUCAAGCAAACCCACUUCUAGUUGUGUCUCACAGCCAUGGCCUUUGGAGACCUUCUAGAACAGGUGGGCAGCACAGGCCGCUUUCAGGUCCUGCAUGUCACCUUGCUCUGUAUGCCCAUCCUUAUGAUGGCCAGUCAUAAUCUGUUGCAGAACUUUGUGGCCUUAGUACCCCCCCACCACUGCAGUGUCCACAGGAACCUGUCCCUGUCUAGUCUGAGCCCGGAGCAGGUUCUGCUGCUCACCGUGCCCCAGGACAUUAAGAACAGCAGGCCGGAGAGAUGCCUGCGGUAUGCUGCGCCCCAGUGGCAACUCCUGUCAGAGAAUGGGACCUACAGUCCAAAGGUGGAGCGAGACAGUAGUAAUGAUACUGAUGACCUUCUAGAUGCAGAGCUGCAGGGCUGUAAAGAUGGAUGGGAGUACAGCAUGACAGAGAUGAGCUCCACAAUUAUCUCUGAGUGGGACUUGGUCUGCGAUCUUCGCUCGUUGAAGCAGAUGGGACAAACCAUUUAUAUGGGAGGGGUGCUUGUGGGAGCUGUAAUCUUUGGGGGACUGUCGGACAGAUUUGGACGGCGUUUCCUGCUGCUAAUCUCCAACCUGUUGAUGGCAGUGGGAGGGACGUGUGCUGCCUUCUCCACCUCAUUCUCCGCCUUCUGCCUCUUCCGCUUCAUCACUGGCAUGGCCCUUUCUGGCCUGGGGCUCAACUCCUUCUCUCUCAUUGUGGAGUGGAUUCCCACAAGAGUGAGGACAGUGGUGGGUACAGGGACAGGCUACUGUUACACAAUGGGUCAGCUGAUCCUGGCAGUAGUGGCCUACUACAUUCGGGACUGGCGCUGGCUAAUGCUGGCUGUCUCCGUACCUUUCUACAUCACCUUCCUCUACUCAUGGUGGUUCCUGGAGUCUGCAAGAUGGCUCGUCCUGACCAGAAAGUCUGAGCAAGCGGUCAAAAAUCUCAAAACAGUAGCCCGAAUCAAUGGACGCCGUGAAGAGGGUGACAGAAUCAAUCUUGAAAUGCUGCAGGAUUCCAUGAAGAAGGAGAUGUCCUGCUCACAGGGCUCCUACUCUGUAGUGGACCUGCUCCGCACGCCCACCAUGAGGAACAUCACCAUCUGUCUCAGUGCUGUCUGGUUCUCCACCAGCUUCGCCUACUAUGGUCUAUCUAUGGAUCUGCAGAAGUUUGGCGUGGACAUCUACUUGAUUCAAGUGAUAUUCGGAGCGGUGGACAUCCCUGCCAAAGUAGUGGUUACAGUGUCCAUGAGUAUAUUUGGGCGCCGGCCCUCACAGUGCGCUGCACUCAUAUUGUCUGGAGUCACCAUUUUGAUCAACAUAUUGGUGCCAUACGAAAAACAGACAGUGCGCACCACUCUAGCCGUGCUGGGUAAGGGGUGCCUGGCCGCGUCAUUCAACUGCUGCUACCUCUACUCUGGAGAGCUGUACCCCACCGUCAUCCGGCAGAAUGGCAUGGGCUGGGUGUCCAUGAUGGCUCGUGUAGGAGCGAUGGUGGCCCCCAUGGUGCUGCUCCUUGGGGAGGCUGUCCCGUGGCUGCCUGGCUUCAUCUAUGGGGUAGCCCCCAUCUUAAGUGGGGUGGUCGCCAUCUAUCUGCCAGAAACACUUGGUGCACCGCUACCCGACACUAUCCAGGAUGUGGAUGAGAGAAGUUGCAAGAAAACAAUCCCCAAUGCCUCGCCCAAGAAGGAGGAGCUGGACAUGAAAGAUACCAAUAAAACCCUGUUCAAGGAAACUGCCUGAAGACUCAUCAAAUGUUACUGACCUUGCCUGUAUAGUCUAAAUAGAUACUGCAGUUGCUUGCUCUACAGUUUUUUUUCACAAAGACUGUAAUGAAGCAAUCAAUAUUGUAACUGGUCCACUGGUGUAGGAGGAAAUUACCAUGAUUUGUUUGGAAGACUGAUGAACUAUGAGCAAUGUAGAAUAAUGAAAUGAUCUGCUGUGGUCCGCUGUGGUCUGUUUAACAUUUAAUAUUUCAACAGUAAAACAUGAGUUAAUAGUAGAUUGUGAGUAAAUAUAUAUAUGCUACAGUAUAUUGUGUAUUCUAACUACAACUUUAUUUGCAUUUUUCUAUGGGCCAGGCCUAUAUUUUUAUGUUCUAUACUAGUAUGCAUUCAUUAAAAUAAUGACAACCUUAUCCUCACCUUCUAUCAGUAUGAUCAGUAUGAAUGGUCUUAGCCAUGUGGCUAUAUUGUUUGUGACUGUGGCACAAUUUCCGUUACAGUCCAUGAAACUGGUCAUCUUGACUGGGCAUGGUAUUUGUAGCUGGAAUCGGUUUGUGUAGCUUAGGCCUACAGUAUAUCAGGUAGAAAAUAAAAUGUCAGAUGUC